CUGUACAAAGAUGGCGGCCGCGCGUCGGCGGGCGAGACGGAGGGGAGUGCUGAGGCGGCGAGGCGAAGGUGGCGGCAGUAGUAGUAGGAGUAGUAGCAGUAGCAGUGGCAGCCGCCGCAGCGCCGGCCGCGGGAGACAGUGACAGGUGCGGGGAGGAAAAGGCGGGGGAGCGGCGGCGGCCGAAGCGCAGGUGAUCUUGUGAAUUAGUGUACUAUCAAUGAUGGCAGAACAUCCACCGUUACUGGAUACCACUUCGAUUAUAAGUAGUGAAAUCCCUCUUCUAACUUCCCCUAUUGUUAGCGGGGAUGGAGCCCAACAGGUUAUUCUUGUGCAAGUUAAUCCAGGGGAAGCAUUUACAAUAAGAAGAGAAGAUGGACAGUUUCAGUGCAUUACAGGUCCUGCUCAGGUUCCAAUGAUGUCCCCAAAUGGUUCAGUGCCUACUAUUUAUGUGCCUCCUGGAUAUGCCCCACAGGUUAUUGAGGAUAACGGUGUUCGGAGGGUUGUGGUGGUUCCCCAGGCUCCAGAAUUUCAUCCUGGUGGUCAUGCAGUGAUACACAGGCCUCCGCAUCCCCCACUGCCUGGUUUUCUUCCUCUUCCAGCCAUGAUACCCCCUCCACCACGUCAUAUAUACUCACCUGUGACUGGAGCUGGUGACAUGGCAACACAGUACAUUCCACAGUAUCACACCUCACAAGUAUAUGGGGAUCUGGAUACUCUGCCUGCUCAUGGAAGAUCCAACUUUAGAGAUGAAAGGUCUAGUAAAACAUAUGAAAGGUUACAAAAAAAAUUAAAAGAUCGACAUGGAACUCAGAAGGAUAAGUUAAAUAGCCCUCCAUCAUCUCCUCAGAAAUGUCCUUCUCCUACAAGUGAACAUAAUGGACUUACAAAAGGACAGGAUGCAGCUGGUAUAAGCCCAGGUUCUACCAAAAACAAGUCUUUGGGUAAAGGAAAAAGCAAUUCUCAGACAGACACAGAAGUAGAAGAAAAGGAUGAAGAAACAAAAGCACUUGAAGCACUUCUUUCUAAUAUAGCCAAGCCAGUGGUAUCAGACAUUCAGGCAAGAACAGCACUGCUUAUGUGGUCCCCUCCAUCCAGUGAUACCAGAGAAGAUGCUGACAAGAAUGACAUACCAGAUGUUUAUACUUACGAAGUAAUGAUUUCAAAUACCGGAAAAGAUGGAAAGUACAAAACUGUAUACAUUGGAGAAGAAAAUAAAGUUACUGUAAAUGAUCUCAAGCCAGCAACUGAUUACCAUGCAAAAGUCCAAGUAGAAUGUAACUGUGUAAAGGGGAGCCCUUCAGAAGCAGAGAGUUUUACCACAGUAAGUUGUGAACCUGAUACUCCAAAUCUGCCCAGGAUAACUAAUCGGACCAAAAAUUCUCUUACUCUGCAGUGGAAGGCAUCUUAUGAUAAUGGUUCUAAAAUCCACAGUUACCUUCUAGAAUGGGAUGAAGGAAAAGGAAAUGGAGAGUUUUGCCAGUGUUAUUAUGGCCAACAAAAGCAGUAUAGGAUUACUAAACUAUCACCAGCAAUGGGAUACACCUUUAGACUAGCAGCCAAAAAUGACGUGGGAAUGAGGAAUACCUGCACAUGUUACAGAUUCCUGCAGCGUAAGCUGGUAGAAGACACUGAUCAUGGUUUUAGUGAAGAAGUCCUGUAUCAUACCUCAGGCACUGCCCCGACCACACCAGCAAGUCCUUUGCUGAUUAAUGCUGGAGUUACUUGGUUAUCCCUACAGUGGACAAAACCCUCAGGAACACCAUCAGAUGAAGGAAUCUCGUAUAUAUUAGAGAUGGAGGAUGAGAACUCAGGAUAUGGUUUCAAGCCAAAAUAUGAUGGUGAUGAUCUUACCUACACAGUGAAGAAUUUGAGGCGUAGUACAAAAUACAAAUUUAGGGUCAUUGCCUAUAACUCAGAAGGGAAAAGCAGUCCAAGUGAGACAGUAGAAUACAUUACUUGUCCAGACAAGCCUGGAGUACCUUCAAGACCAACAGUGAAAGGAAAAAUUCACGCACAGAGUUUUAAAAUAACCUGGGAUCCCCCAAAAGACAACGGAGGAGCAGCAAUAAAUACCUAUGUUGUGGAAAUGUCUGAAGGCUUAAAUGGAAACAAAUGGGACACGAUAUACAGCGGAGCUGCUAGGGAACAUGUGUGCGACCGACUAAAUCCUGGCUGUUCCUAUCGCUUACGUGUAUAUUGCGUUGGGGAAGGAGGACAAAGCACGGCAUCUGAUUCUUUACUGGUGCAGACACCAGCAGUGGUUCCUGGUCCAUGCCAACCUCCAAGGCUACAGGGUAGACCAAGAGCAAGAGAAAUUCAGCUGCGCUGGGGACCACCUCAGGUAGACGGUGGUUCACCCAUUACGUCUUACGGUCUGGAAAUGUUUCAUACGGAAACCGAUGAACAUAGAGAGGUGUACCAAGGCUCUGAUGUUGAAUGCACAGUAGGCAGCCUUCUUCCAGGGAGGAUGUACAACUUCAGACUGCGAGCAGCUAACAAGGCUGGGUUUGGACCUUAUUCAGAAAAAUGUGAAAUAACUACAGCACCUGGACCACCAGAUCAGUGCAAGCCCCCCCAAGUGGCAUGCCGAUCUUCUGCAUGUGCUCAGGUGUCGUGGGAGGUUCCAGUGAGUAAUGGAGCUGACGUCACAGAGUAUCGACUGGAGUGGGGUGGUGUGGAAGGAUGCAUGCAGAUCUCCUAUUGUGGGCCCGGGCUCAACUGUGAAAUGAAAGGGCUUUUGCCUGCCACUAUAUACUAUUGCAGGGUUCAGGCAGUGAAUGUUGCAGGUGCGGGCCCUUUCAGUGAAGUAGUGGCAUGUAUGACUCCAGCCUCUGUACCUGCAGUUGUGACUUGUCUUCGGGGACUAGGUGAAGAUGAAGUUGAAAGUCCACACUAUUCUUCUUCCACAUGCCUUGCUAUAAGCUGGGAAAAACCUUGUGACCAUGGAUCUGAAAUCCUUGGCUACAGCAUAGACUUUGGAGAUAAGCAGCCAAUAACUGUUGGGAAGGUUCUGAGCUAUUUUAUAGAUGGCUUACAGCCGGAUACUACCUACAGAGUACGAAUUCAAGCCCUAAACAGUCUUGGAGCGGGUCCUUUCAGCCACACCAUAAAACUGAAAACGAAACCUCUCCCCCCGGAUCCACCUCGCCUGGAAUGUGCUGCAUACAGUUCUCAGACUCUCAAGCUGAAGUGGGGAGAGGGAACUGCAAAAGCACUAACUGACUCCAUUCAGUACCACCUUCAGAUGGAGGAUAAGAACGGAAGGUUUGUAUCCUUAUACAGAGGACCGUGUCAUACAUACAAAGUACAAAGACUCAGUGAGUCAACAUCAUACAAAUUUUGUAUUCAGGCAUGUAAUGAAGCUGGUGAAGGUCCCCUUUCUCAAGAAUAUGUUUUCACUACUCCCAAAUCUGUUCCAGCUGCCUUGAAAGCACCAAGGAUAGAGAGAAUAAACGAUCACACUUGUGACAUCACGUGGGAGGUUCUGCAGCCCAUGAAGGGUGAUCCAGUUAUCUACUGUCUUCAGGUCAUGGUGGGAAAAGACUCGGAAUUCAAACAGGUUUAUAAGGGUCCGGACUGGUCAUUCCGAUACACAGGCCUCCAGCUGAACUGUGAAUACCGUUUCCGUGUGUGUGCCAUUCGACAGUGCCAAGAGACAGUAGGUCAUCAGGACCUGGUAGGCCCCUACAGUGCACCAGUGCUAUUCAUCUCUCAGAGGACUGAACCACCGGCGAGCACCAACAAGGACGCUGUGCAAACCACAAGGACACAAUGGUCACAGAGCGACCAAGUGUGCGCUGCUGUCAUCCUUGCACUUUUUGCUAUCUUUUCCAUUCUGAUCGCUGUUAUCAUUCAGUACUUCGUAAUAAAGUGAAGAAAGAGAGAUUUAUUU
Molecule: messenger RNA, 3892 nt
Organism: Grus americana (Whooping crane)
Lineage: Eukaryota; Metazoa; Chordata; Aves; Gruiformes; Gruidae
Gene: FNDC3A
Product: fibronectin type III domain containing 3A
Exons: 27
Coding region: 218-3874 (1218 amino acids)
Molecular function (GO): protein binding
Source: RefSeq, a predicted model, not a curated record